Messenger RNA from Fusarium venenatum, 1104 nucleotides. The record is from RefSeq and is a predicted model, not a curated record. NCBI's taxonomy places the organism in Eukaryota, Fungi, Ascomycota, Sordariomycetes, Hypocreales, Nectriaceae.
AUGCCAGGCCGAACUGCACUCCCGACGGAAAGUCGUUUCCGUCGUGCCUUAUACGCACUCCCAUUCCUCGCCAUAACGGCUCUCAUGACACGAGCAUUCGGAAUGGCUGAACCCAUUGGUCCUACUAUUGAAGAAAUGGUGAAAACUUCUGUUUUUAUUGGCCCCGGGUUCAAUGUUCCGAUCAUAAAAGGCUUCUAUGGUAUCCCGGUUCUGGAUGACAUUUUUGAUGUCGUCACCUCUGCGUUUGUUCAUCUUCAGUUCUAUUUCGAUGAGAAAGCGUAUUGGCAAUCGUUGGUGUUUCUGACCGAUUUCGCGGGGAUGUAUGCUGUUGUUCAGCUUGAGUCUUAUAGACCGGGGAACACGUUUCCUAUUUCCAAAUACCCCGUUGUCUUUUUGUUCGUUUCUCAGAUAAUCGCCAUCGGAUGCACUGCGCCUAUCUUCUUUUUCCUGGCUUAUAUCUUUACACCUGCAUAUAAGCUCACGACCCCAAGUCUCGGCCGUCUCAGCGUUGGACCUUGCAAGGCUAUUUAUGCAGCAGUCAUAUUAGGUUAUUAUCUUCCCCACUUCCCAUCUUACUUCAACGACUCCCUCGAAAACAGAAACUGGUGGAAUUGGAUCUGGCAGUUGUUCCCUGUCUGGUGCUGCAGUAUCAUGUUUGUUUUGUCCAAGGUCCUCGCUCGUAUGAACAAGUCCAAUGGGAAACUCAAUUCUGAGCGUGACGCGCUUCGAAUAUUGAUAGGAGCUUGCAGCUUCAUAAGCAUGGCAGCAUGGUGGUGUACUGUCGCCUUUAUGAGUGAUUCGGUGUUUGAGGUCUUCGUACCACAGUACCUAAUUAAUUACCCCCAAGAUCCAAGCGUCGGAUUGCGGACCGUCAUCCAGUUCGAUUACAUCUGCUGUUAUGCGGCAGGCUACCUGUGGCUGGCCUAUCACUUUCGAGAUCUCGAAAAAGUUGGAGUUUGCAGUAUUUCUUGGGUCCGAGCUAUCGGUGUUACUGUCGUGUUGGGUUUUGUGGUGGGACCGGGUACAUUGUUUCCCAUUCUUUGGCUGUUGAGGGAGGAGUUGUUGAUCGCAGCUAAUGUGGAGGUCAAGGAAUCUCAUGAUUGA